GAUGCAGUACCGCAAGAAGAAUAUGAAGAAGAUGAGCUCGAUCCAGAGGAGCUAAAGUCAGAAUGGCUAGCUUGGCAAACCCCGAGACAUAAAAAUCUUAUCAGUAAAAUGAUCAUUGGUAAAGCGAACAAAUGGGAGGUGAUGAAUGAGAUUGGUGAUCAGUUCUAUCAUCUACGGAAGGAGAUUCGUGAUCAGUAUAAACCGAUGCUACAAGAUUACUGUAUAAAGAACGUGAAGAAUGUGAUUGGUGAGGAGAAUUUCAACGUGAUCCGUGGCAUGUACUUGGAUACGGAUCCUAUUGAACAGUUGGAGACGAAGUUCCAUGAGGUUGUCGCUGGACUGCCGGAAGAACGAGAGCGCCUUCUAGCAGAUCGUUAUGCUGUAUUUUGCCGCAAGAUUUUCCGCCUUGUAAACUUCGAGCCUGCCGAUUUAACGAUAUGGCUCACGUCAACACAGAAAAUGGCAAUCGGACAAAUGAUUCAAAAUCCAAAUAUCAACGAUACGCAGAUCUAUAAUAAGGUAUGUCACAUUACA
Messenger RNA from Cooperia oncophora, 534 nucleotides. NCBI's taxonomy places the organism in Eukaryota, Metazoa, Nematoda, Chromadorea, Rhabditida, Trichostrongylidae. The record is from the annotation of a GenBank genome assembly.